Erigeron canadensis is the source of this 1211-nucleotide messenger RNA. RefSeq names its product protein TIFY 7-like. The transcript is spliced from 8 exons. The record is from RefSeq and is a predicted model, not a curated record. Gene Ontology annotation, cellular component: nucleus. Gene Ontology annotation, biological process: regulation of defense response; response to wounding; regulation of jasmonic acid mediated signaling pathway. Lineage: Eukaryota; Viridiplantae; Streptophyta; Magnoliopsida; Asterales; Asteraceae. The coding region runs from base 78 to 914 and encodes 278 amino acids.
ACUUUAAAGCCUAUCAAUUUCUCCACUCAUGGGCAUUUAUAUUACUGUAUAAUAAAACUUUUUAGAUUUAAGGGAAAAUGGAAAGAGAUUUUAUGGGCCUAAAUUCUAAAGAUACAGUCCUCAAGAAAGAAGAUCUUACAGGGUGCAAAGAAGCAUAUGGUUUUAAAGCCUUCAACCACCACCAAGAGGGUAAAUUCCAGGCCGGUGCACAUUUUAUGCAACUUCACAGUGAUGCUAAGCAAGCAGUUCCAACUAGCAGCUUAUUAGGUAGUUGUUUGUUUACCCCCCAGUUUUAUGGUGCCCCUGCUGUUAAGCCACAUUUACUUGGAGUUCCUGUUGCAUCUCAUCCGGUUUACCCAUUUACCGGCUCCUCCUUUUAUAGUCGCAAAACCCAACCAUGGUGUGGCUCCAAGGUUGAUUCCGCCCAGUCUCAGCUAACCAUCUUUUAUGGUGGUUUGGUGAAUGUUUAUGAUAAUAUCUCUCCUAAGGAGGCCCAGGCUAUAAUGCUCAUGGCUGGAAAUUGGAGGUUUCUGUCAUCAGGGACUACACCAAAGCCACGGCCAGUGCAAGCUCAUGGAUAUAGACCAUCGACCCCAGCAGUAGAUGAGGCUUAUUUAAGCCGGCCAACUACCACACAACCCUGCUCGGCUGUCUCAAGUCCCAUGUCCGUGUCUUCACAUCCUGUUGGUCAAGCUAGUGGUAGCAGACCGACUAACAAAACUGAAGAAACUAAAAAACUAUUGAGUUCACUUGGACACGCAAUACAGUCAGUCUUCCCUCAGGCGCGCAAAGCAUCUUUGGCUCGGUUUCUUGAGAAGCGCAAGGAAAGAGGGCUGGCUUCAGCUCCUUACAGCCUCAGCAAGAGCAUCAACUAUGCAGCCAACAGCGAUGACGUUGUCAAUGUAAGCAAGUGAAGGGAAUUGGCUACAAUGGCACAUGGACUUUGGUCCUGUACACCUAUUUAACAACGUUAAAAAUUUCUAUAAGUUAUCGGAUUUUAAUUCGAUUCAAACUCAUUUUGAGAUACCUACAAAGAUCAUAUAGUUGGUCAAUUCUUUAUGUAAUGAUGCGGCACAUGAUUAUGUUAAUUGUGCCGUGUCCACGUCUAUUUAUCUUCUUUCUGUAAAAAUAAGUUAUUCAAUCAUGUAUGUUGGGUUCAUGGGUUGAUUAAGAAAGCUGAAAGCAUAAUGAAAAUUAUGGUAAUUUCUAUA